CUGACAUUACUGACAUUGCUGUUGAUUGCUGUGAUGAAAUUGUUGACAUCGUACCCAUCGUACACCAAAGUGCAAUGUAUGCAAUUGCAGUCCUUUGUUAUAAUUUAUUUUAAUUAGUGUAACUGUAUAUAAUGGAAAUUCUUGAACUAAAAGACAUCAAAGCGAUACCUGAUAUAAUUCAUUCUUACCCGGAUCGAGUAAGAAACGAACGGACACCGCUUGUGAUUGAUAAUGGAUCAUACAACUGUAGAGUCGGUUGGGCCACGGAGAAGGAACCACAGUUGAUAUUUAAAAAUCUUAUUGCAAAACCAAGGAAAGAACGUGGCAAGAAGGAUGGUGAACCACAAGUUGGAAAUGACAUAGCGAACAUUGAAGCUGUAAGAUUUCAAUUGAAAACACAAUUCGAUCGCAAUGUUGUAACUCACUUUGAAGCCCAGGAACAAAUAUUCGAUUAUACAUUUACUCACAUGGGAAUAGACACAGAAGGUUCUGUGAAUCAUCCUAUUAUUGUAACAGAAGCAUUUCUUAAUCCUAAUUACUCACGAAAUUUGAUGGCUGAGCUAUUAUUUGAAUGUUAUAAUGUACCUGCGAUAGCAUAUGGAGUUGACUGUUUAUUUUCUUAUCAACAUAAUAAUUGUCCACCGGAUGGCUUGAUAAUUAAUAUUGGAUAUCACACUACGCACGUCAUACCUAUAUUGGAUGGAAAAGCAGAUCCUGGCAAUUCGAGAAGAAUUAAUGUUGGAGGAUAUCAUAUUACAUCUUACAUGCAUAGGCUGUUACAACUUAAAUAUCCAGUGCAUGUAAAUGCUAUAACACCUAGUAGAGCAGAGGAACUAAUACAUGAACAUUCGAUGAUAGCGUUAAAUUAUCAAGAAGAAAUUUCCAAAUGGGCAGAUCCAGAUUAUUAUGAUAUGAAUAUAUUAAGAGUUCAGUUACCCUAUAUUGCCCCUGCAAAUGCUCCUGGAUUAACAGUCGAGCAACAAAAGGAAAGAAAACGUGAACUGGCUAGACGAUUAAUGGAAAUCAAUGCUAGGAAACGAGAAGAGAGAUUGGCAGAAGACGAGGAACAAUUAAAUCAAUUAUUAGCCGUCCAAGAUUUGCUAGAAGAAGGUGAGAUGGAUGAAUUCAACCAGGCAUUAAAAACCUAUUCCCUGGCCAACGAAGCAGAUUUGAUAAAGAUGAUCAACAAUCUACAAGCGAAAGUAGAACGUACGAGGCAGAAAAUAGUUGCAGCUAAUUCGCAAGAAGAAAAUAUCACGAUGGAAGAACAGAAACCGAAAAUAAAGUCUAGUCUGCAGCCUAAAGAUCAGCAAGAUUUCGACGAAUGGAUCGCUGGUGUACGAAAGAAAAGGCAAGAAAUAUUAGAAAGACGAAUGGCUAAGAGACAGCGUAGACAAGACAUGGCGAAACGUAGAACAGCGGCCGCGCAAGAGAGAAUGCGUAUAAUAAGCCAGUUAGCAAGAAAGGAAAAACGUGACGACGAUUUUGGUAUAAGGGACGAAGAUUGGGAUGUUUAUAAAGUUAUAAACAGGGAAGGUGGAGAUUCAGACUCCGAGGUGGAACAAGAGAAACUGUUGGAAUUGGAAAAUGUGUUACGGCAUCACGAUCCGGAAUUCGAUGGAGCCGGAUCAAACGUUCCCUUGAUUCCUGGUGAAACUCAUCAGUUACACGUAGGAGUCGAACGAUUCAGAGCUCCGGAAGUGUUGUUUCAACCGUCGAUGAUAAGUUCCGUGGAAGCAGGUAUCGCGGAAACGAUCGAAUUUGUUUUGAAGCUUUAUCCACUCGAGCAACAGACGCGAUUAGUAGGGAACGUGUUUCUCACCGGUGGACCAGCAGCAUUUCCCGGCUUGUUAGAAAGAUUAAAUCGCGAGCUCCGUGAAAUGCGACCUUUCGGUUCUACUUUCCAAAUAAAUAUCGCGAAAAACACAAGUUUAGAUGCAUGGUACGGCGCAAGGGACUUCGGUCUUAAUGGGAAUCUUCCUGAGUUUCUUGUGAGCAGAAAAGAGUACGAAGAAAAGGGCGGCGAAUACCUUAAAGAACACUCGACCAGUAAUACUUACACUCGAUCGCCUGAUCCUCUACCUACAGUGCAGACUCCCGUGAUGUCGGAACAAGUUGUCAUAGAGGAUGCUGUUGUUGACGUCGAAAUGGAGUAACAAGUAAAAUAUUUAUUCUACUGUAUCUUAAGCUGUACGGUAUUAAGAUUUUACUAUCAUUCAAAUAAUAUACAUAUAACGAGGAGAAUAAAAAAUACGAAGCUGUGUUUA
Messenger RNA from Ceratina calcarata, 2267 nucleotides. RefSeq names its product Actin-related protein 5 (gene Arp5). The record is from RefSeq and is a predicted model, not a curated record. The coding region runs from base 132 to 2156 and encodes 674 amino acids. The transcript has 7 exons. NCBI's taxonomy places the organism in Eukaryota, Metazoa, Arthropoda, Insecta, Hymenoptera, Apidae.